Molecule: messenger RNA, 1696 nt
Organism: Centruroides sculpturatus (bark scorpion)
Lineage: Eukaryota; Metazoa; Arthropoda; Arachnida; Scorpiones; Buthidae
Gene: Aldh
Product: aldehyde dehydrogenase, mitochondrial-like
Exons: 12
Coding region: 51-1619 (522 amino acids)
Molecular function (GO): aldehyde dehydrogenase (NAD+) activity
Source: RefSeq, a predicted model, not a curated record
ACACGUGCAGUUAUCCGCCGAUAAGCCGAGAAGCGUCAUUUACUAAGAAAAUGUUACGUCUUUCGGCUGCCUCCGUCGGAUCUUUUCUGCAAAAAUCUCACAAAUUGCAGAAAACGGGAUGGCAAUUAUUGUCGUCGCUGCCUCGACCCGUCGUUCGACCUCAAGUGCAGUUUACCAAGAUAUUCGUCGAUAACGAAUGGCAAAAUUCUGCAUCGGGAAAAACUUUUCAAACGAUUAAUCCUGCCACUGGCGAAGUUAUCGCCGAAGUUCAAGAGGGCGAUCGGGCAGAUGUCGAGAAAGCAGUAGCUGCCGCUAAAGAAGCUUUCAGAUUUGGUUCGCCGUGGCGGACGAUGGAUGCUUCGGAAAGAGGAAAUCUCCUAUUUAGAUUGGCAGAUUUAAUAGAAAAACAUCGAACGGAACUUGCGAGUUUGGAAACUCUGGAUAAUGGAAAGCCUUACAAAGAUUCAUUUUACAUUGAUUUAGAUCUGACAAUUAAAUGUUAUCGAUAUUAUGCCGGUUGGGCAGAUAAAAUUAACGGUCAGACUGUAUCUCCUGAUGGAAAUUUUUUUACUUACACGAAACACGAACCGGUGGGAAUAUGCGGACAAAUUAUUCCGUGGAAUUUUCCUCUUCUGAUGCAAGCGUGGAAACUCGGUCCGGCAUUGGCCACCGGAAACACCGUCGUGAUGAAACCCGCCGAACAGACUCCUCUGACUGCUCUUUACGUUGCCGAAUUAAUUAAAGAAGUGGGUUUUCCGCCGGGAGUAGUUAACAUCGUGCCGGGCUUCGGACCGACUGCCGGCGGUGCCAUCACUUCUCAUAAAGACGUAGACAAAGUUGCAUUCACAGGUUCAACUGAGGUAGGAAAGAUUAUCAUGGAAGCUGCUGCAAAAAGUAAUUUAAAAAGAAUUACUUUGGAGCUGGGAGGCAAAAGUCCAAAUAUUGUUUUUAAGGAUGCCGACUUGAAUUAUGCCAUCGACAUGUCGCAUUUUGGCUUAUUUUUCAACCAAGGUCAAUGCUGUUGUGCGGGCUCGCGUAUUUUUGUCGAGAGUGACGUGUACGAUGAAUUCGUUGCCCGCAGCGUGGAGAAGGCCAGAGGUCGUAAGGUCGGCGAUCCUUUCGACGUGACGAUCGACCAGGGCCCACAGGUAGACAAGGAGCAACUCGACAAAAUAAUGACUUUAAUAGAUUCCGGAAAACGAGAAGGAGCCAGUCUGCUUUGCGGUGGAAAUCGACACGGCGACAGGGGCUACUUCGUUGAACCCACCGUUUUUGCCGGCGUGAAAGACGGAAUGAGGAUCGCCACGGACGAGAUUUUUGGUCCAGUGAUGCAAAUAAUGAAGUUUAACACCAUGGACGAACUGCUGGAGAGAGCCAAUAACACGAUGUAUGGUUUGGCUGCCAGUAUUUUCACCAAAGACUUGGACAAGGCGAUGCACUUUUCUAGCGGACUUCGCGCCGGGACAGUUUGGAUCAACUGUUAUGAUGUACUGGGAGCCCAGAUGCCUUUUGGAGGAUACAAGAUGUCCGGAAUAGGAAGAGAAUUGGGAGACUACGGACUGGAGAAUUACACAGAGGUCAAGACGGUGACCAUCAAGAUUCCGCAAAAGAACAGUUAAAAAGAAUAUUCCUGAGCAAAGAUUAACAUUCUUUUUUUUUUAUAAAACAAUAAAAUUUUAUACAUUUCGUUAACGAA